AUGUCCGGCAGACAGGGUGGUAAGGCAAAGCCCCUCAAGGCUCCUAAGAAGGAGAAGAAAGAGCUCGACGAGGACGAUGCCGCUUUCCAGCAGAGGAAGAAGCAGGAGGAGGCUGCUUUGAAAGCUGCUCGAGACAAGGCUUCUAAGGGCGGAGCUCCUGGCGGUGGUAUCAAGAAGUCGGGCAAGAAGUAGUGUUCACGCUCAACUUCUUCGACAAUUACAUCGGAUGCGCCACGGGGGAUCACGUCGCUAGUUGCAAUGCGAGCUUGUUUUGUACUAGUAUUGUUGAUGGUUCAUGCUCUCGAACAGAUAUACGCUGCAUCGUACGGAGUGGAUCGGCAAUCCUUGAGCAAGGCAGAUAGCGCAGUCUGAG
This is a messenger RNA of Postia placenta MAD-698-R-SB12, 373 nucleotides long. RefSeq lists its product as hypothetical. Bases 1 to 192 code for a protein of 63 amino acids. Lineage: Eukaryota; Fungi; Basidiomycota; Agaricomycetes; Polyporales; Adustoporiaceae. The transcript has 5 exons. The record is from RefSeq and is a predicted model, not a curated record.